Messenger RNA from Podarcis lilfordi (Lilford's wall lizard), 1058 nucleotides. The record is from the annotation of a GenBank genome assembly. NCBI's taxonomy places the organism in Eukaryota, Metazoa, Chordata, Lepidosauria, Squamata, Lacertidae.
AUGGUUUUUACUCACCAACCCUUCCUUACCUCGGACUUAAUGAACUGGUCCGACAAGAUGCCCUCUCUGCGGGAUGACCCCGACAAAUGUCACCGCCAGGUGGCCACUAUCUUCUCCACCCACAACCCAACGUGGGCGGAUGUACAUAUGUUGCUUGGGGCUCUUUUUAAUGAGGCAGAAAAGAGGGAAAUACUGGCAAAGGCAGGAGAAGCUUUAGCUCAGGAAGGCUAUCAACCGAACCGACCUGCCUCAAUGGCCCCACUGACCGCCCAGACGCUACUUAAUGACCCUGACUGGGACUAUAACACUGAAAAUGGCAUAUGGGGUUUAAAAAAUUUUAAGAAAGCCAUCCUAGAUGGUAUUAAAGCUGCGGGACAGCGAACCGUGAACUGGACCAAAGUCCAAGCCGUCCUUCAAGGACCUGACGAACAUCCAUCCGACUACUACUCAAGGCUAGUCUCCGCCAUUAAAACCUGGGGGGGGGGAAUAGAUCUGGAGAGCCCGCAGCACGAAGUAAGUCAAGGGAUUUUUCAAAGAUCAAGCUACACCCGACAUUCGGAAAGCAUUAAACUCGCACCUGGGGUAUGAUGAAAAAACCAUAAACGAAAUCCUUUCCAUCGCUAAGUCCGUUUUCAACUCAAGGGAUGAACGGAAAAGAAAAGACCAAAAGCCCGAUCUUCCACGGGUGUUAGCCUAUGCGGCUGGGGUUCCUACCCCCAAAGAAAAAUUUAAGGCAUGGGGGCCCGAGCUACUAGAUGACCGCGUUUGUUUCAAUUGUGAUGAAGUAGGGCAUAUAAGAAGAAAUUGCCCCCUUCUGACAGGAUCCAAAAAGACCGAAUAUAGAAAUCCAAGACCGUACAGAUCAGACUACAGGGAAACCACCCACCCCAGAUAUAGGGAGUCUACUCCUCCAUACCGACCUAAUCAAUCCCCGACCCGAAUGCAACCCUACGCAGAACCCCCUCCUCCACAACCACGACCACGAAAUCAACCCCACGACGCUACCAACCCCUUUAAACAGGGAGGUCGCUCCACAAAUCCAACUCAUGAGAUGGUAA